Clupea harengus (Atlantic herring) is the source of this 3334-nucleotide messenger RNA. RefSeq names its product reticulon-4 receptor-like. The record is from RefSeq and is a predicted model, not a curated record. Gene Ontology annotation, molecular function: protein binding; ganglioside GT1b binding; ganglioside GM1 binding. Gene Ontology annotation, biological process: positive regulation of Rho protein signal transduction. Gene Ontology annotation, cellular component: plasma membrane; external side of plasma membrane. NCBI's taxonomy places the organism in Eukaryota, Metazoa, Chordata, Actinopteri, Clupeiformes, Clupeidae.
UUCUCUCUCUCUCUCUCUCCACAAACACACACAUUCACGCGCACGCACCCCCCGCUCCCCCGCUCCUUCUCUCUCCGGAUCCCAUGCAGAGGCGCAGAUCCGCCACGAGUCCCCACCCUCGCGGGCUUGCCGAAAGCAACACAAGAUAACUAUCAGCGAGCCCAUAAUAAUCACCUGGAAGAGUGCAUCCUUGCUGCAGCGGAUCGUGUCAAGAGAUUCGCGGGCUAUCGUCAUCUCAGUCUCUCGUUAUCAGUUGUAGAUCCUGCUCACUUCUGUGCUUCAGGGACGGGUCAGAUAUGAUACCUUAAGAGAUACCUCGGAUCCGGUCGUGAAUGAUAGUUUCUCUUUUGAUCGUUUCGUAGUUGCUUACCCAAAUGGCAGAGCACGGCUUUGGGAGGAGACGGGGCUCCCCGGGUCGCUGUCGUGCGGUGGCAUCUGUUUAAACUUUUAAAGAUCAGCACAUGUCAUCUUCAUCAAGACUCAUGGAACCCCGAAGCGUAUGAAGACGAGAAGUGGCUGCUUCCAAUUUCAUCAGCUUUGAAAAUGACGCCCAUAAUAUGCGAAGUCAGUGGAUCCAUCGUCUUGCUCUUCUGGCUGGCGGGCGGGGUCCAGGUCGAUGGGUGCCCAGUGAAGUGCAGCUGCUACAGGGAGCCGCGCCUUACCAUGGCCUGCCAGCAGCGGGGUCUCGCCGCCGUGCCCACCGAGAUCCCAGGCCACGUCCAGCGCAUCUUCCUCCAGAUCAACAAGCUGACGGAGGUCCGCUCCACCGCCUUCAGCCUGUGCAGGAACCUCACCGUUCUCUGGCUCUACUCCAACAACAUCAGGCACAUCGAGGCCGGAGCCUUUUACGGUCUGGAGCGCCUCGAGGAACUGGAUAUCGGAGAUAACGGCGACCUGCGGAGCAUCAGCUCCACUGCCUUCAGCGGCUUGUCCACGCUCCAGACCUUGCACCUGCACCGCUGUGGGCUGUCGGAGCUCCCAUACGGCGUCUUUAUGGGUCUGUCUUCCCUUCAGUAUCUUUACCUCCAGGACAACAACCUCUUAGCUAUACAUGAAGACACCUUCCUGGAUCUGGCCAAUUUAGCUGUGUUGCACCUGCACAAUAACAAGAUCAAGACCGUGUCGGACUACAUGUUCCGCGGGCUGUUGAGCCUAGAUAGCUUGCUCUUGCACCAGAAUCGUGUUAGUGUGGUGCACCGACAGGCCUUCCAUGACCUAGGCAGGCUAGCCACUCUCUUCCUGUUUCACAACAACCUGACAGCGCUGAGCGGGGAAACCAUGGAGCCGCUCGCGUCUCUCCGGUACUUGCGUCUCAACGGGAACCAGUGGAUCUGCGAUUGCCGGGCCAAAACGCUCUGGGACUGGUUCAAGACCUUCAAGGGGUCAAGCUCAGAGCUCGAGUGUCACGUCCCCGAGCGCCUUUUUGGAAAAGAUCUGAAAAGGUUAAAGAGCGGCGACCUGGAGGGGUGUUAUGACAGCCAUCGGCACACGUGGACCAGCUUGUUGAACAGCAGAAGCAGUCGGUACGGGAGACUCUUUAGCACAGAGAGUCCACUGGGGGCAGUGAUUCCCACAUGCUGCCUCACAAACACGGACAAGUCCUCAAUCCUCUCCGACAAGGGGCUCCCAGAUCUUUCCUCCUACAACAGCCAACAGAUCACAAAGACCCCCUUGAAGGAGAAAGAAAACAUUUCUAAAACGAAGGGCCUGGAACCAGGCAUCUCAAAGAACGGCACUCAUAAAAUAAGCCCGGGGGAUUCGUCUGGGACGUUGAAUCACCCCCAGGGCAAACACAAGCGUGACUUCACUAAGGAACAGAACUCAGAUAACCCACUACAGAAAAAGUGUUCACAGAAUCUCAAGCCAGAAGGCGGGUGUCUCAUAGAUAGUGGAUCGACUAUCAAUGUUGUUGAAACUAUGCUGCUUCUGGUAGUCUGGUUAUUUUGGUCAUUGUGAUCAUUUAUUUUAUGAUAUUAUACACAAUUAAAGACUCAGAGAGAGAGAAUGAGAGAGAGAGAAAGAGAGUGAGAGAGAGAUAGAGAGAGAGAGAGAGAGAGAGAGAGAGAGAGAGAGAGAGAGAGAGAGAAGGUGGCAGGGAGUACUUUUACCAGGAUAGAGCUGAGUGUUGAUGUUUUUAUCUACAGUGUCAGCUGUAGUGUUUAUCCAUCCAGUGGUUUAGUGCUGUAUCUACGUGUUCUUCUUCAGCACUGAGGGAAGGGUCGGGAUUCUGAAGCUUAACCUGCCGUAACGUAACACUUCCAGUCCCUCUCAGCUCAUCUCAAGGUCACAUGACACACCUUGAGUACUGGGAAUAUUUCAACAUCUACUUGGCUACCCCAAAGAUUAGAGGCUAUGAUUUACUAAACCCUUUAUGGUGUAUGAGCCAGAGGGAGACAACACUACCACUUGGGGGGCAAACACUCACUUUAUUUUUAUGAAAGCUAAUGUAUCUCUGGAGUAUAUUUCUGCAUAAUACCAACUUGAUCCGGUAGCAUUGUGAUUUCUACAGUCUUCUAAGGACACCUCCUGUUGGGACAUUCCAAGUCAAAUUAACCAAUUUUUUUUCUGGUGGAAGAUGAGAGAUUAUGAUCUGAAUGAUGACAGAUUGUGAUUUGAUAUGAAUUCCAUGUAUUAGGCCCAUGGGGGAGUUAUUUAUUAAGUUACAGACACUUUUAUGUUGUGCACCUAUAAUUUUGCUAAUAGGGACAGAUUUAUACUUGGUCUACAAGGUUCUGGUCAGUGCGGCAGGAUCUGUGUCAGAUACAGCCCUUCAAAAACAGAAAAUCUGCUAUCAUGCAGAAAUAUACUGCAGAGAUACAUUUUGCUUUUAGUAAAAUGUAGUGAGCUUUGGCUCAUACACUGUUAGACCAUAAAAAUGUUCUAGCAAGUGCAAAACCAAUUACAUGAUUCCUGACUACUCACACAGAGAUUGUCUUGCACCAAUAAAUAGUAUGUGUUUAGUGUUGGUUUUGCAUGGGCUGAACAGUUCUGAACCUUACAAAAGCCUUAAGUAAAUCAGGACCAGAACAAUAGUUUUAUGCAUAUUUUGCUACCAUGUCAGAGUUAUUUUAUUGACACGUGUACUUAUAUGUACAUAUAUGCUUAUUGUAAUCGUUGAUGUAAGCAUCACAUUGUGGUUAUAGAUACAGGUUAAAAAUGCAGUCACCUGUAUGUACAUGCUAUGUUGUCAUUUUACCUGUACAUAACGUGAAUAUAAAUGUAUCAUACAUUUUGUUUUCUUACAAAAGAAAUUAAAUGAAAAUGACAGCUGACAGAAUUGCUCGUUAAAUGCUAUUUUCAGUGAACAUCAAAUAAAGAGCAAAAAGUGCUAGAA